AUGAUGUCGUGGUUAGUAGAAAAUAUACUGAGGUAUUUAUUGGUCGCCAGGUAUCAGGAACUCUGGAGGAAGAACGUUUUCAACCGCUUUGAAACUAUGAAUUACCUUUCCCCACGACAUCAAGCCUACACGCUAUCAGCUUUACCUGAACUUCAGCCCUUGGUCAUUAAUUUCGGCCGGAAACUGCGUGUGUGGCCUCAUAAUCACGGACGCUUCGGCCUUUCUGUUUCUGAACCCUGGACGCUCGGAAUCCUCGAAUCAAGACGGAGGCUAUUCUCAUCUACACCUGCGGGCGGUGAUCUGCCGCUGAGUGGAAUACGUGUAUUGGAGAUUGGCCAGCUCAUUGCGGGUCCUUUUGCUGGACAGUUGCUUGGUCAAUUUGGUGCUGAAAUAAUUAAAAUCGAGCCACCACAAACCGGAGAUCCUCUUCGUGUGUGGCGCGAGCUUGAUGUGGAUGGUACAAGCCCAUGGUUUAGAAGUAUCGGCAGAAACAAGAAAAGUGUCGCAAUUGACCUUCGCAGGCCCGAGGGGAGAGAAUUAGUGAAGAAACUGGCCAUUAAGAGCGACGUUUUACUAGAGAACUUCAAACCUGGCACUCUGGAAAAAUGGUCCAUGGGCCCUGCUAAUCUGCAUCCUCAUAACCCAUCUCUGAUCUUCACUCGAGUGAGUGGGUACGGCCAAACAGGUCCUUGGGCGUCGCGUCCAGGUUACGCCUCAGUCUGCGAAGCAGAAUCUGGCUUCCGAUACAUCAAUGGCUACCCCGACCCACAAACCGGGCGACUGUCAGGUGCACCCGUUCGGCCUAACAUCAGUUUGGGUGACUCUGUAGCUGGGCUGCACGCCGCGUUCGGAACGGUUCUUGCUCUUCUCUCGAGGCACCGACAAGAAGCGAGAGCCUCUUCGAGGCCGAUAGGAAAAACUGUCGACGUUAGCAUCGUCGAAAGCAUGCUUAACCUUAUGGAGGGAAUAAUCCCCGAGUACGAUAGAAAGGGCAAGAUACGAGGUCCGUCCGGCUCCUCGGUCACAGGCAUCGUGCCCACCAAUGCGUAUCCUUGCCGCUCGGAGUCACCAGCACAGACCUCUCCCGACGAAUAUAUUGUGAUUGGGGCCAACGGCGACACGAUCUAUAACCGCCUCAUGCGUGCUAUUGGACGCCAGGACCUCAUUGGGCCCGAGUAUCAGCACAACCAGCACCGAGUGGGGCGGCAGGAAGAAAUCGAGACCGCCAUUUCAGGGUGGACGCGACAGAGAACGCCCGACGAGGUUAUUGAGGUCAUGAAUGCGGCAAGAGUGCCCGUUGGGCGGGUGGUCAGCGUGAAGGAAGUGGUUGAGAAUGCGCACAUCCGGGAGAGAGGCGCUGUCAGAGAUGUUAAUAUCGGGGACUGGACGGUCAAGAUGCAAGGAACCUUCCCCGUUCUCGACGGCGUAGAUUCUCAACCAAAGUGGGCAGGCCCAGAUUUGGGAGCCCACACUGACGAGGUGCUGACGGAGGAUUUGGAUCUGACACAAGAAGAGCUUGGGCAACUGAGACGAGAAGGAAUCAUCGGUUAA
Molecule: messenger RNA, 1551 nt
Organism: Cyclocybe aegerita
Lineage: Eukaryota; Fungi; Basidiomycota; Agaricomycetes; Agaricales; Hemipholiotaceae
Source: the annotation of a GenBank genome assembly